UGUAAUACGAAGAAGCCCAGAGGUCGGAUUGAGUAAAAUUUAUCAACGGAUUCCUCGGUUACGACGAUAAUUAUUAUUCUGUUGCUAUGUAUUUAAGAUUUUCACGCGAGUAAAUAAUGUGCGAAUUGAAAUGGGGGUUUUCCCGUCUCUUCCGUUCUGCUACGCAUCAGUUGGCCACUUUUGACCAAAUUUUGGCCCAAUGUUCAGUCGUGAAGGUUACAAACAAUGGAAUAUUCCAACAUUUUGCUCAUUUUUCUAACACACGAUUAAAAUGUAAAUUGCUUCGCGCAACCAUAAAUAUCACUAGUUAUACCGGCGGGAGAUAAUAGCCAUAUUUAUUACUUCAUGCAAAUAAUUAUGCUUUAAUUGGAACAAUAGGUUGCGCAAGAGGUACCCUAAUCUCGCUAUAAAAGUGAUUCACCGAAAAUUCCAUCACUUGUGAAAUUGAAAAAAGAAAAGUAAAAUUCCUGUGGCCACUUUCUCCAAGUGACUCAUGUGCUUUGGACCUAAAGACGGAGUCACGGCCGUUGCCUGCGUCCAAACGGCGCAAUUAUCGAUUUUAAUAAUGCAUCUAGUACUAUCGAACGGUUCUUCAUCUCAAGGAGUGGCUUUUGCAAUUUCCUGUCAAUCCCGAGCGAAUUCCAAAAUGUUGCGAAAUCUCACGAUCGCGUUCGGAUUUGGGAAAACCGAGCUGUUACGCAACAGUUCGGUUUUUCCCCGGAGAAAGCCGCAUAAGGCCACAGCGUCAAAAUUUUCAAUUCAAUUACGAAAUUGAAUUUGCGCUGACGUAACAAACAAGCAUUGAAAUUUCCGAGUAACAAAGGUAGCAGAUACGUCUAGCUAUGAUCCUGAAAAGGAUAAAAGCGUGACGUAGCACCUUCCUUGACAAUGCAGUGAAUCGAGGAUUUUUGACCAAGGUGAACCAAAAGCUAGAAAGAGAGGGAGCGUUUGAAAUUUUUAGAUGUUAGACUAAGAAGGAAGAAUUAGUUGGGUUCGUGGUUCGGUUUUGUGCACAUCUUGGGUGCGUGUGGUGCGUGAGGUGUGAUUUUUUCUCAUAGAAGCUCACACGACGUGAACAAUGAGGAGCCAUUAUGAUGCCACAAACUGUUCCUUCAGCCGGGUUCACCCCACCGUGUGACUACACAAACUUCGCUGAAAACUUCGACUUGUCCCUCCUCCCCGGUGGCGAGCAAGUUGACUACACACAGUCGCCACCACCCGAAAAACCCCAACCGAAAAUCUACACCACCUUCUACCCCAACUCGCCUGAAGCCGACUUCCGGCCCGAUUUCCAGACGUUGCUGGUGCCAGACGCCGAGAAAACUCCAGCCGUGUUUCUGGAAGUACCACCGAUCCUCUCACCCAACUCCUACCGCCAGUCGAGCGAAGCUAACUUCUACCCCAGUUCGCCGGAGUUGUCCCUCUACACCCCGUCCCCGAACUCGCUCUACUCGCAAUCGCCAGUCGAUGAUUUUUUCCAGUACGUCAAAAAGGAAGCCUACCCGCCCUCCCCGUACAGUUACAGAGUCAAAGAGGAGAAUUUCCUCUCGCCUUGCGGUUUUUCAUCGCCGACAAGUCCUGCCACAAGCUACUCGAGUUUGUCGUCACCAGAACAAAUAAACACACAGCAGUCGGAGAACACCGACGUCUUAGAGUUACUGGAAAACACCGUCUUGGAUAAACAAAUCAAGCAAGAGAGCACGGUCGAUUUCGGCAAUCUCUUGAGUACUUUCCAGGAUUCGGAAAGCUUGAGACGUUUGCUGGAAGACGACUUCAAGGAGGCGCAGCCCCAGACGGUGCCCUCCAAGCCGAAAGACCACCAACUGUUGCGAGAGGUUUUGCGAGAUACCAGCUUCCAGAAGAAGUAUAACAUUAAGCCGAUCGAUUUCGGGUUCAUUGGCGACAUUAAGAUGGAAGAACCGGACGAGAACGCUCAGAGGGACCUCAUGAGGGAGAAAAUCGAGCCUGUGUUGAGCCUCGCCAUCGAGCAGAUGAGGAAGGACGUGGACACGACGUGUGCAGCGCUUGGCAUAUCCCCCGAUCCCACGCAAUGGAGCGCUGCAGAUGUGCUGUCCUGGCUGCAGUGGACCUCCCGACAGUUCGGUUUAACCGAACCGGUUCCAGACCACUGGGACAUGAACGGCCCGAGUUUGGCCGCCUUGUCCGAGGAAGAUUUUACAAGACGUGCUCCUCAGGGAGGAAUGAUCCUUCAUGCCCAGCUUGAAAUAUGGAAAGCUGCAUACUCUGACGAGGAUCUAAGCAUGAAAUGGCAACCUGAGACCACCUCCAGUAAUGCUUCAAGUGGAGACAUGUCGGAUGAAGACGACGACGAAGCGUCUUCAUCGCAGACAGACCCGAGUCGGCCCACGACCUCCCGGUCGGGGGGUUCCCACAUCCACUUGUGGCAGUUCCUGAAGGAACUGUUGGCCUCGCCGCAGACUUACGGCUCCUGCAUCCGGUGGCUGGACCGCACGAAGGGAAUCUUCAAGAUCGAGGACUCCGUCAAAGUGGCCAGGCUGUGGGGGAAGAGGAAGAAUCGGCCGGCGAUGAACUACGAUAAGUUGAGUAGGUCGAUAAGGCAGUAUUACAAAAAGGGAAUCAUGAAGAAGACGGAGCGGUCGCAGAGGCUCGUCUACCAGUUUUGCCACCCGUACAACUUGUAGUUGUGCACUGUUUAUUUAUUUUUAUUUUUGUUAGGGGUUACGUCGGGCUGGUGUGGGGUUUCGUUGGCGUUUUGAAGUUAUCAAAAUGCAAAUGAAUUUUUGGUCAUUUCGUAGGGUAUUACUGCGAAAUUUUUAAAUUUGUAAAUAUUUAUUAUUCAUGAACGGAAGGUAAUUUCCAAAUAUUUUGAUAUAAUUUAAGUAAAAUAUUUGCCGAUAAGUAGAAAUUUUCGCGGAGAGUUUACUGGUGUUCAGUCCUUGUGGCGGUUUGGUGCUCGAGCCCAGGCUUUUGAGCUCAAUUGCCACUUUGGGUUAGCACUGGUCUUCCAAAAUUUCGAAAUUCGGUGAUUUUGGUCCCAUAUAUCUAUGAUAUAUUAAGUAAGUAAGUUCUAUGAACACGAUUAUAUUUCUUAAGGUUAAUAAUAAAAUACUCAUGGACAUAUCCAGAUUCGUACACAGUGUACAGUAAGUGCUAUAGCUGUGGCUGAGAUAAAUAUACUAUGUGUUAAUCCUAAUUUAUUGUUAUUUGUUUAACAAAUGUCUUCUAUUGUAUGUUAUUUUUAGAUGUUGAUAGCUUUAAGCAGUUAUUUCUUGUGCAAAUUUAUUUUUAAUAAAACUUAUUACCAAAA
Tribolium castaneum (red flour beetle) is the source of this 3289-nucleotide messenger RNA. It is a transcript of the gene Ets98B, whose product is annotated as Ets at 98B. Gene Ontology annotation, molecular function: DNA-binding transcription factor activity, RNA polymerase II-specific; sequence-specific DNA binding. Gene Ontology annotation, biological process: regulation of transcription by RNA polymerase II; cell differentiation. NCBI's taxonomy places the organism in Eukaryota, Metazoa, Arthropoda, Insecta, Coleoptera, Tenebrionidae. Bases 1092 to 2663 code for a protein of 523 amino acids. Gene Ontology annotation, cellular component: nucleus. The transcript has 5 exons. The record is from RefSeq and is a predicted model, not a curated record.